AUGGUUUUUCCUUGUGUUGCUCCUUGGAUUUCGGGUCGACCUGCAUGUUUGUUGCGUGUAAUUGGAUUCGCCACAUCGGAUAGUGUAAAGACGGCAAUCGAUAAAAUGAGUGGAAAAGAAUUAGAUGGAGAAAUAGUGCAGGUAACCGCACAAAAAGAUGAUCAAGAAAAUGAAGAAGGACAUUCGAAGGAAAGAGGUGAUGAACAACUGAAACAUUCAAGUGAACACAGUCGUUCGCGUACGAAUUCUGGAACAUCUGCAUCUGAUGAUGAUGAGGAUAAUGCAAAGAAAGAGGCAGAUGAUGAUGAUGAAGACGAUGAUGAUGAUGACGAAUCGGGUGAUGAUGCCGUUGAGAAUGGUGGUGAAAGUGAACAGAAUGGAAAUUACGACAAUUCUGCCAAGACUCGUAAAAGACGCUCGGAUGCUGGCAGAAAUGAUGGUGACCAUCAUGUUCAUGCACCAGAUUUAAAGAAGAAGAAACAUGAAGUCGAGGAAGAUGAUGAAAUCGAUUCGACUGCAGCGGUUGCAGCUGAUUGA
This is a messenger RNA of Dracunculus medinensis (Guinea worm), 537 nucleotides long. The record is from the annotation of a GenBank genome assembly. NCBI's taxonomy places the organism in Eukaryota, Metazoa, Nematoda, Chromadorea, Rhabditida, Dracunculidae.